This is a messenger RNA of Knipowitschia caucasica, 561 nucleotides long. Lineage: Eukaryota; Metazoa; Chordata; Actinopteri; Gobiiformes; Gobiidae. The record is from the annotation of a GenBank genome assembly.
AUGGUGUCGCUCCCUCACAGCGUGGCAGCCCUGAACUUGCACCUGUCGCCUGUGCAUCAGGAGGCGAGCCAAGGACACCCCAUUAAUGGAACCCCUCAGUUCCAUCUGCAGAACCAGAGUCAGAGAAUGUGUUGUCACUGCACCCACAGGGGGCGCUGUGCAGGUUCAGGUCCCAGGAGAAGGCAGAUGGCCACAGAACCAGAUGCUGGCUCGGCACAUUCUCGGCCACAUCUCUUCACCUUCAUCAGAGCAGCAGGUUAUUUCCAGCCCUGGAUUAAUCACACGCAGCGGUCGCUGAUAGAUCGGGGUCAAAGCGACGCUCGGCCGUUUGAGGACGCGGCCCGAGGGCCUCAGGGAGGGGCCCCGGCCACACAGCUGUUGCAGAAGCAGCGUCCGAGCCAUAGGCCCGUGCACGCCUUUGGUUUGUGUGAAUCUGAAGAAUGCGAGAGUGAAACCAGGUCAGCGCGGCUCCGCAACGCCACCGCAACGCCACCGUCUGAGCUCAAAACGCCACCGUCUGAGCUCAGAACGCCACCGUCUGAGCUCAGAACGCCACCGUGA